Messenger RNA from Stylophora pistillata, 3296 nucleotides. Its product is annotated as signal recognition particle subunit SRP68. The record is from RefSeq and is a predicted model, not a curated record. Gene Ontology annotation, molecular function: endoplasmic reticulum signal sequence receptor activity; 7S RNA binding; signal recognition particle binding. Lineage: Eukaryota; Metazoa; Cnidaria; Anthozoa; Scleractinia; Pocilloporidae. Gene Ontology annotation, biological process: SRP-dependent cotranslational protein targeting to membrane. Gene Ontology annotation, cellular component: signal recognition particle, endoplasmic reticulum targeting.
UCAACAUGGCGACGACAGGAGUUGUGAGUGAUGCAGUUAAUGUUGACAAAGAGACUGACGAGAUUAUGGUGGAAACAUCAAACGAGGUUGAGCCACAACAAACUAUUCUGUGUUUGGAAAUUCUUCCAAUGGUUAGAGAUGCUCAAGGACAACAUGGGUUACGUCAUGGGGAUUAUCAGAGAUAUAGGCAAUAUUGUCAACGGAGGUUGAGAAGAUUGUACAAGACUUUGAAUUUUCAGCAUGGUUCGCGAAAUACAUUCAAGGCAAAGAAAAUAACACAGGAACUGCUGAAAGAUGUCAAGUAUUUACAUAUUCCUUUAAUGGAUGCAGAGAGAGCUUGGAGCCAUGCAAUGGAGUUGAAACUAUUGGCCAACACUGAACUACGCAAAAAGUUCCAUUACAUUAGAAGACUUCGUAAGGCUGCAAGCCAUGCUACUCAGUUAGAAGAGCUUUGUUCUGGUGAUGUCUGUGAUGCCAGAACAAAGCUUGAGGCCCAGGCUUAUGCUUCUUACAUGAAAGGCAGUGUCAGUUUUGAGCUGCAGAAUUGGAAGGAGGCUUUUGAAUUAUUUGGCCAUGCCCAGACUAUCUACGAAAAACUAGCUGGGGCUUUCUCAGAGGAACAAUGCAGCAUGUAUCUUCAAAGAGUUGAAGAGAUCAUUCCAAACAUCAGAUACUGUGCAUACAAUCUUAGUGAGGGAACCACAGACAUCAGCGAUCUAAUGCAGUUGAGGUGGAGUGCUUCUGGAAGUGGAACACACGAUCCAGUGCUAACAGCCAAAAUUGAUGAAGUUAUUGCUCAAACACGAGAAAGAGAAGCAGCUGCCAUGACAGAAGUGAGCUGGUGUGGCCGUUGUGUCCCAGUCAAGAAUGAGAAAGUUCGCUCAUUCAUACUUCAUUCCCAACAAUGCGCCAGAGAAUUAGAGAGAGCUGAUACUUUAGACAGCAAGCUUACAUUGUAUGACAGUUUACUCAUGGAAUGCAAGGAUGCCUUGCAAGCAAUCAAAGAUGAGUUAAAGGGAGACACAGGUUCUGGCAAGCUGCGGUCUCAAAAGUUAGAGACACAAACAGGAAAUAUGCAGUUUCUUCACAAUUAUGUCACUUUUAUCCGCCUGAGUAAAACAAUAGAAAGAACCUUGCUAAUGGCCGAGUCAAUGAAAGGCAGUUUACCAGCAGUUCUUCAGAAUGCUGCUGAGGAAAUAACAGUAGAUAGUGUCAAACGGCUUUCAAAGCCAGAGGACCUUGUUCGAAUAUAUGACAUAAUAAUGCAGAACCUUUCGGAUAUGGCUGAGAUACCAGAAAUUGAUCAAGACUUAUCGUUUUCCAAGGAGGUUGCAGCUCAAAUAUUGGAGUGUAAGGCCCACAGGUGCUUAUAUGUUGCCCAUUCCUACUUUCUUGGAAAGAAAUGGCGUGAAGCAAUGUCACUGUAUAACCAUGUUCUGAUCCUUGCAAGCUCUGCCAUCACUCAUUUCCAAGAAUUUAACUCGCUUGUGCAGGUAAUAAGCAGUCUUCAAGAACUUUUGUCACAAGCUCAAGGCUUCAAAUGUUCUGCUUAUGCAUCUUGCAUCCUAGAGAAUGAAGAUGUAUCGGAUGAAGUUGCAGAUAUUUCUUUGAAUGAAAAGCCGCUUAGUAAGCGAUUGGAGUACUAUUUUUCCGACUAUUCGCUGACGACCAAGAAGCCACAGGUUACUUCAUUCCCACCAGAUUUUAAUCCAGUACCUUGCAAGCCCCUGUUCUUUGACCUGGCUCUCAAUCAAGUCAAGUUCCCAUCACUGGCUCACAGAGUAGAAGAGAAGAAAAGUGGUGGACUAGCUGGAUAUUUCAAGGGUUGGCUGUGGGGCUCUGGACCCUAAAUAACUGUUGGAGAUGAACCAAAUUUUAGAUGAAUUUUGGUUACCACUGUAGUGUAGUCUAUUUUCAGUAUGUGGUAGAAAAUCCAAGGCACUUGUGUUAAAAAUGUUUCUCAGGUCGUGUUUUGUUUGGCUUAAGGAGUGUUUGAGUUUGAACGAUUUUUGCACCCCAAAAUCCGCUUCGAUUUACAGAGUAAAUCUAUUUCUAGACCUUCUACGUUUUCUUAGAUCACCGUCUAGAGCCGCCGGAGAUUUAUCAAACUUGGACGCUGAGGGAGGAGUUAUAAGACGGCUUUUUUAGAAAUGGGAAAAAUCCCAUUGUAGGAAUUGAUAUUCGUUAGUGCCAACGUUUCCACUGCACACUGCCAGUCUUUGUCAAGCUGCAAGACGCGUGGAGGCGUUUACACGGGUGUUUGUGUUCUAUCAGUAACUUAGUCUACCUGUGGAUUAUAAUAUUCGGAUGUAAGAUCUCAAAAGGAGCUUCUGACAGUCGACAGUUUUCAAGGAAUCAUUGCUUUAUAAAUAGCAAGGUUGAGUCUAUGAAUGGGGUCUACUGAAUAGCACACCUUGCUUAGAUUGGUUGUUACUGUUCCCCAAUAGAAGUGGUAAUAUGUUACUUCUUCAUAAUAUAUAUUCGCAUAAAUGAUAUGUGGUAACGUAAUGAGUAAGGCUUCCCUGUGAAAAAUUGAACGAUUACCUUCCCCUGUAUUUGUAGAUACAAGCUCUAAAGAAACGAGAACAUUCAAAUCGGAGUUCUUUAUCUCCUAGUAUACCUCUGUCGUUCACCAAAUACAUCAUUUUUCACUCGAAACCAUAUUGUUUCUAGCAAGAGGUAGUUUAGCGUACCGCAACAAACUGCUCCAAAGUAUUACGCAAGGUCUAACAUAGUCUAAAGAUUGUAGGACUGACCUUGAGAUCGUGUAAUUACGUGUGCUUGUAUCGACAAAAAACGCGCAUUUUCUUUUGAAUGUUAGGAUCGCGGAUCACAAGCUCCAGUCCACUGCUCUUCCACUCUAAUCUUUUCCAUUCCUUGUCAUCCUCGUUCCUCCUAUCUUGAAAGGAGAAACCAUUUUGUUUCCGUAAAGAGCUACGACAAGAGACUGCAAAUAUACUGCGUUAGUGCUAACUUAACGAUUGCAUGACCAACGUCGAGAACAGUGUAAUCACGUGUGGUUAUUAAGACAGACGCGCAUUUUUCUUUGUAUGGUACGAUCGCUGAUCACAACAAAGGUUUAAAACCUGCUCUGAUCUUUUGUUAUUCCCAGCCAUCAUCGUUCCUUCUGAUAACAAGAAAAUACUUUGGUUCCCACAUACAGAUAAUUUUACGUAUUGCAACAUGAUAAGAAACAACGUUGAGAAUAAUAUAGCAGCGUGCAGUUCUAAAACGAAGUCAAAUGGCGCAUUGACUUCUUUCACACAUGUAAACAAAAAUACACUUUUAUGCUUUCA